AUGGUCAAGCACCCAAAAACCGGGAAAGACUUCAAUUCGGCGCCGACGGCGAACCAGAGCCUCUUCGAGGGCACGAUCGUCGACUACGCGGUCAAGAACGCCCACCGCGCGCGCCUCGACUUCCGCUACCUCAUGGCCCCGCUCUACGGCACGGGCUACUCGGCGGACAAGCACCACGACCAGCACAAGAAACGCGGGUGCCGGGCCGUCGGGGGCAUCUUCGGAGGCACCAAGGCCCUCUCCGAGUUCGUCCAGGGCACCACCCCGGUCUCGCCGAUCCGCGUCGUCGAGAUCGACGACGGCGACUUCCAGCUCAUGGACACGAACGUCCUCACCGGCGCCGUGCCCGCGGACGCCGAGCUCCUCGUCGCCGCGGGCCUCUCCGUGUCCGACCUCAACCCCGCGCUGCACGCGCGGAUGACGCCCGGCGUCGGCGAGCGCGCGGGCCUCAAGGGGCCAUUCGCGUUUUGGUCGAUCGUCGGCGACUUCUACGGCACCGACGGCGUCGUGGGCGUCGACCUCUUCUCUCGCGUCGCCGGCUACCUCAAGCACCUCAACAAGGUCGCCAAGCCCAGCCCUUCCCGAAGUCCGUCUCCGUCCUACGCCGAGUACCACGCGGCGCACGCGGCGCGCGUCAUGCGCGAGGAGGCGGCGAAGGCGGUCCAGGGGCCGAACCCGAGGCUCCAGGCGAUGGGCCAGGCCUAUUUGUCGAGCCAGAAUUCGGGCGUGGGCUACGUGCUCCUCAAGGGCGUCUUCGACGCGAAGCGCGACCGCGACGACUUCGAGGACUGCCUCGCCGUCAUCGGCGAGCUCCGCCGGGAGCUGCCCAAGGCGGACUCGCUCUUCGCCGUCGGCGUCCUCGACACGGACUGGCUCUUCACCCUCGGCACCGUCGAGCGCGACGUCGUGUCGGGGUGCUACGCGUCCGCGGACGCGGCCAUCAACGACGCGCGCGCCGUCCUGCGCGAGGCGCCGGCCGCCGCGGCGAAGUUCGACGACAUGCUCGCGGCGGCCGUGGACCGCAGGCCCGCGAAGCGCGCGCGCGUGGCGCCCGCCGAGGGCGCGGCGCCGCGGCCGCGGGCCGGGAGCGGGCUGAGCGCGGCGCAGAUCGACGCGGCCGUGAUGAGCCAGCCCGCCGUGGCCAUCGCCUUCGGCGACCGCAUCGCGGCGCUACGGCCCCUCGUCGCGGCCGGCGACGGCGAGCCCGGCGCCGCCGCGCCCGUCGACGGCGACGCGCCCAUGGCCGACGCGCCGGCGGCGGACGUCGCGCCGCCGGGGGCCCUCUGGACGCCGCUGCAGAAGCUCCAGCUGGAGCACGCCGUGCGGCUGCUGGGGCUGGAGGCGUCCGCGGCGCAGCUCCGCGCUCUGGUCCCGUCGCGGUCCCUCGCGUCCGUCGGCAAUCGCCUGAAGGAGAUGCGCGCCGCGUCCGACAAGGACGCCUUCCUCGGCAAGGACCUCACCUCCAUCAUCGGGGUCGGGGCCGUCGGCGACACGCGCAACUACGCCGGGGAGCUUGCGGCGGCCGCGGCCCGCGGCGCGGCGCCGCCGCGCUUCGUCGUGAAACUCAUCGAGAUGAUCAAGCAGACCGGCGUCAUCUGCUUCGAGGGCGGCGACAUCAUCAUCCCGUCGACGGAGGCGCUCGAGAAGCGCCUGGGCGACUACUACAGCGGGGCCAAGUACGCGAGCUUCACGAAGCAGCUCAACAACUUCGGCUACCAGGCGGACGGCAAGGGUGACGGCGUGCGGUACCGCAAGGUCACGGGCGGCGAGACCGUGACGACGGUCGAGGAUCUGCUCUCGCUCCGGCCGCUCCCGCGGCGCAAGUCGCCGCCGGCCGGCUCGGCGUCCGCGCCGGUCGCCGCGGCGCCGAAGACGACGCCGCGCGACGGCCUCGUGCCCGCGGCCGAGGUCCUGAAGAUGCAGGAGCAGCUCCUCAAGCUCCAGUCCGAGAUGGCGGCGCUCAAGCGCCAGGUCGGCGCCGACGCGCCGUCGUCCGAGUCGUCGUCGGCCGCGGCGAGCGACGACGACGACGACGAGGCCAUGCCGCCGCCGCCCGCGCCGGACGCCGACGGCGCGCGGCCGCCCCGGAAGCCGCUCGCCAAGUUCCGCUUCGUCGUGCGCCGCCGCGACGCGACGCCCGCAGCGCGCACGGUCGGCGUCGCCCACUCGCCGUCGAGCGACAGCCUCCCCACGGAGUGCGUGAGCCUCAACGGCUCGAGCCCGCCGAGCCCGACGAAGCGCAAGGCGCCCUGA
Molecule: messenger RNA, 2253 nt
Organism: Aureococcus anophagefferens
Lineage: Eukaryota; Pelagophyceae; Pelagomonadales; Pelagomonadaceae
Exons: 2
Coding region: 1-2253 (750 amino acids)
Source: RefSeq, a predicted model, not a curated record